UGAGCGUAUUGUGGUAUUUAUCUAUCAUAAUUUCAUUUUUAUUUCAUUAAUUAAAAUGCAAAUAGUUACGUAAAUAUUAUAACUUUACGUUAAAUAUCAUGAAUAAAAACUUGCAAUCACCUACAAAAUUAACGGAGUUUGCUCCUUUACAACCUGAAGAAAGACCACAAAGCGUUGGACAACUUAUAUCGAAUUUUUUUAAAAUAACUAAAAACACAACACAAGUCGAACAAACUAGUGAAACUUUAGAUAAUGAUGGUCAAGAAUCUCUUCCUAAUUGGGCUAUUAACUCUUCAGUUGAGGCUUAUGCUGGAAAAGAAUCAACAGCAAAUGUUUAUAAUGUUGAUGUAAAUGAAGGCCGUAGUUUACCUAAUGUUUUAAAGAGAAUAAGUAACUUAUUAGCGUUAAAAAGCACAAGUUUACAAGAUUAUGGGGAUACAGAAUUAAAACAGUAUUGGAUGCCUGAUUCAGUAAGUAAGGAAUGCUAUGAAUGUUCUGAAAAAUUUACUACAUUUCGCAGACGACACCACUGCAGAGUAUGUGGACAAAUAUUUUGUUCGCAGUGCUGUAAUCAGCAAAUUCCAGGAAAAAUUUUUGGUUGUACUGGUGACUUAAGAGUAUGUACAUAUUGUUGCAAAGUAGUCCUAUCCUAUCUACAAACUUCUGAUUUAGGCACUGAUUUGUCAACAGACUUGAAAAUUUUACAGGAAAACUUACAGUCAAAAUUUGGAUCUUCACUUUCUCCUAGAGAUCUGGAAGAUAAUGUUACCCAAUCACUAUGCAAUAAUAUGACGGAAGGAAAUACUGCAAAAAGAAAAAUAUCUGUUGGUUAUCAAGAAGAAAAGUUCGCCUCCGGAAGUUCUCAUGUCACCUAUUUGACAACAGAAGAAAAAUGUAAAGCUCUACAGAAUUCAAUAUCGCUUAGGAAUUUAUUUGAAGAAAUUUGUAAACCUACCACCGGAGUACCUUUUGACACACAUAGGUAUCGGUUGAGGACUUAUACCCAGUGCAUUCUUGGUUCUGAGCUUGUUGAUUGGUUAAUAUUCCAACAAAAAGCAAAUAACAGAGUUCAAGCAUCAGCUAUUUGCCAAGCACUUUUAGAAGGUGGCUAUAUAGAAAAUGCAUCGGAAACAGCAUCGUUUAUCGACGGCUAUGCUUUCUAUAAACGAGGAAGUCUCAUGACAUUGCCACAACCCGAGAAAAGAAUUGAAAUUUCCUCUCAAGAGGAACCGAGCUGGGUGCAACAAAUCCCUCAAGAGUCUAGCAUGACAGAUUCAGAUAAUGAACAAACAUCUCCAAUAAAUUUAAAUCAAGGAAAUCUAACAUCAUCUUCGUCUUACAUGUUGGAUUUGAAUUUAGAAGCAAACACAGUGUACUUGUCGCGCCCUUUUGAGGCAGGUUACAAGUCGCCAGAUUCUAUAGAACCAGAUUAUAAAGAACAGCAAGAAACCACAAUUGUAAGGCCUUCGGAACAAAGAGAAUUAGCUCCUGAAUCGGGUUGGUUCAAUGUGUCGGCAUUAAGAGAUGAAAAUGGUGAGAAAUUAGCCUACGGUUUAUUAAGUGAGACAUACGAACAGCACGAACAAAGUUUAAUGAAGCAGUUACUGUCAUUUAAGGGGUUGUCUCAUUCAUGGUCCGAUAUAAUUAUUCCUUUAAUACAUAAUAUAAUUACCGUUAUUAGACCAGAUAAAAAUCAUGAUGCCGUUGAUUUGGAUAUUCGACAUUACGUACAAUUUAAAAUCUUAACUGGAAACUUACGAAAGGAAACGGCACUAGUUGGAGGAAUAGUAUGCAGCAAAAAUGUCGCCCACAAGGGUAUGCUAACAGAACUUGAAAACCCAAGAAUUUUGUUGUUACAAUGUUCGAUCGUUUAUCAAAGGACUGAAGGAAGAUUAAUGUCUUUAGAGCCAGUUUUAAUGCAGGAACAUGAAUACUUAAGAAAUGUGGCAGCUCGUAUAGUUGCUCUCCAACCAAAUAUCGUGUUAGUGCAACGAAACGUAUCGAGACUUGCUCAAGAUAUGUUACGGCAACACAAAAUUACCCUCGUACAGAACGUAAAACAAAGCGUUUUGGAAAGAUUGGCUCGUUGUACGGAAGCAGACAUAGUAUCAGCCGUUGACGCUCAUAUUGGGCGACCAAAGUUGGGGACGUGCAAAAGAUUUUAUGUAAAAAGCUUUGAUACUGAAAGGGGCGGAGUAAAAACGCUAAUGUUCUUUGAUGGCCUACCGCUUCCUCAUCUAGGUGGUACCGUUUUGUUGAGAGGUGGAUCAAAGGCUGAAUUAAUUCAAAUGAAAAAAGUGGCCUCUUUCAUGUUAUUUACAGCAUAUAACUGGCGUUUAGAGAAGUCCUUUUUAAUGGACGAAUUUGCGAUGCCGCCAAAUACAAAAUGUGAAUUUUUGGAAGACAGUAAAGAAAAUUCACCAGAUUUUCCAACACCAAAGACUAUAACUAACUUGAAUUCGAAGUUACUAGGCUCUGCAUCUGAAACUGAAAAACCGACAGUCGCUAAAAAGAGCAAUAAUGAGAAAAAUGAAAUAGUAAUCGAGGCGAAGAAAAUAACAGUGGAAACAAUUAAAGAUUUUACAGAUCCGUUACAUUCUUACACUCUCGAAAAUGAAACUACAAAGGUGGAUACAGGAGAAACAUUUACAGUGGCUGAAUUACCCUUGUCUAAUAUUUUCAGAAAAUGGCUGGACGAUGCGAUAUUAUGUAUAUCACCAUUUAUAGUUUUUUCGGUACCUUAUUUAGAGACGGAAUUUGGAAAAAAAUGCAAACUGAGACAAUUUUUUCCGAGGUAUAUAUACUUCAGUGAACAGUUCGGUAAUAAUAAAAAGAAUAAAUGGAAAGAAGAGUUAACUCCAGUUGACAGAAAUUCUAAUAACAAAAAGAUCAAACCACUGCACGCCUUUUUAAAAACGAAAAUAACCACAAAUGUAGAAGACGUGAAUAUUCAAAAUUCGCUUGCUAAUUUUAGAGCGUGCGGUGGUAGAUAUGAGAAAAAAGAGAAUAUUUGCAUUGUUACGAAGAAAGAUGACAUUAAGAAAACUUUGGAAUUAGAACAGGAAAGCACCAAAGAUGUGCUCGAUCCGACAAACCACCAAAAAUUGGCUGUUUUAUUUUGUAGCUUCAGUGCAGAGUCGAAUAAUGCACCGGCAUUUUGUGUGAACCCUUGGGUUGUAUUUAUGGAUUUCUACGGACGUAACGAUAUUCCCUUGGGUUGUUUUUUGGAAAGAUACUGUUUUAGACCUACAUAUUAUUGUCCUUCUAAAUCGUGCGACACCCCUAUGGUGAAACAUACGAGACGAUUCGUCCAUAACUCUGGAUGUGUCAGUAUAUCAUUAAACUACUUUGAAAAUGAAUUUUCUGAGGAAAGUAUAGUUAUGUGGACCUGGUGUACAAAAUGCCAAAGUGUUUCCCCCGUCGUACCUAUGUCAGCAGACACGUGGUCUUACUCUUUUGCAAAAUAUUUAGAAUCCAAGUUCCACGGAGACGUUUUCAGCAGACGAGGCCAAUAUUCUUGCAACCACAGCUUGCAUCAUGAUCAUUACCAGUACUUCGGUUUCAAAAAUUAUGUAGCAUCGUUUAAAUACACGUACAUCAAUAUUUGGGAGAUAUCUCUGCCUCCACUGUUAAUUGAAAUUACUAAUGAUGCAAAUCAAUUCCAGAGUAAAUUAAUCGACGAAGUUCGAAUUAUGGCACAAAAGGGCCAUGAAAUAUUCUCUUUGAUACAAGAUAAAUUAUCAUAUUCUCCAGUGGACGAAUUGGAAAAUAUUGGUAACUUGAAACAACUCCUUUGUAAGGAGCAAGUGCUAUUUAAGCAAAAAGUUGAGGAAGUCCAAUUAAAACUUACUUCCCCAACAAUUGAAAAUAAAGACUUUGAAGAAAAAGAAUUGUAUGCAGCAUAUUGGAAAAUAUCGGAUGUUCUUAUUAAAAUAAAAAAAUCAAUAGUGGAAACUGUGGAUGUUUGGAAUGUGAGGCUAUCGGAAGCCACUCGUAAAAAGGAUACUGACAAAAAAAAGGACAAGCCUUCUCAAAUAGAAUCAGACUCCAGUGUUGAUGAAACAGUAACAUCAGAAUUAUCCAAUGAAUUACAAAUAAAUGAACAACCAGAAAAAGGAACAAGUAAUUUAAUAUUCAAGAAAUUAAAAAGUCUGGAUAACGAAUAUGAUUAUCACAGUCCUUCAUCUCCGAAAAGUCAUCACAGAACCUACUCAGAUGACGGAACGGUUAUGAUUCAAAGUGAAGAUGUAAACGAUGGCAAAAAAGAAUCAGACAAAAAAACCGUUAAAAAUAUUCUGUCACAGCUACUACCUUCGGUACACACUUUGACGUCAAUAUCUCCUCCAUUUGGUGUUCAAGAACACUACACUCUUCCACUUGGUACAUCAAUACCGAUAGUUGUCUACGAGAAUGAACCAAGUUCUAUUAUUUCAUAUACCUUAAACUCAGUGGAUUAUAAAAAAGCUUUUGAAGAUUUAACUAUUAAAAAAAAUGCGGAACAAAGCCCUAGUCCUGUAACUAAACGCAAGAGCAACUCUGAUAAGGAAAAAAGUGACGACGAUAAGUCGCUUAAUCUUCUGGGAUUUUUACGGAACAAAGACUCAAAACCAGAUUUAGUCAAUUCGCCUCUUAAUUCUACGAAUUCUGAUGCAAAUCAGUCUGAUCAGACGUCACCAGCAACGGAAAAAACCGAAGACACAAAAAAAUCUAGAAACUGUCACAUUGACGUACAAUUCCAAGAUCCCAACUGCAAUUUCUUCUGUAGAGUGUAUUUAGCUGAGAAAUUUGCAACAUUGAGGUCAUUGGUGCUACCGAUGGGAGAAGAAGCAUAUGUCAGAUCGUUGUCUAGAUCGGUACAAUGGAAUGCAAGAGGUGGAAAGUCUGGUUCGAAUUUUUCAAAAACUGCGGAUGACCGAUUUAUUUUAAAAGAAAUGUCAAAAUCUGAAGUUCAACUGUUUUUGGAGUCCGCUUCAAACUACUUUGUUUAUAUGCACAAAAGCUAUACCACUAAACAGCCAACGCUGUUAGGAAAAAUCGUAGGAAUUUAUCAAAUUAUAUUUAGGAAUAACUCUAACAUCGCAUAUAGAAAUAAUUUGCUUGUGAUGGAAAACUUAUUCUAUAAUAGAAAAGUAACGCAGAAAUUUGACCUAAAAGGAUCUAUGAGGAAUAGAUUAGUCGUACCUGAAAACCAAGAAGGGGAAAUAGUUUUAUUGGAUGAAAAUCUUCUUAAAAUGACUUGCGAUUCUCCUCUAUACAUUUUACCACAUUCCAAGGCUGUUCUGACAGCUGCAAUACAAAAUGAUACUGAAUUCCUCUUUACUCAGUCUGUGAUGGAUUAUUCUCUACUUGUAGGACUAGAUCCAGAAAAUAAAGAGUUAGUUUUAGGAAUUAUAGAUUAUAUAAGAACGUUUACAUGGGAUAAGAGAUUAGAAACCAUUGUCAAAAAAAGUGGAUUUUUAGGGGGACAGGGGAAAUUGCCUACAAUCGUGUCUCCGGAAGAAUAUCAAAAACGGUUUAUUGAAGCAAUGCACAGGUACUUUUUAGAAGUACCUGAUCAUUGGGCUGGACUCGGGAAGGGAUUAGAUAUAUAAGUUAAAUUAUUUAUCUUAAAUUUUCACAUAUUUUAUUUUUCCAUUCAUGUUCUGUGUUAUUUGUUCUAGUAUCAGAUAUUUAUUCAAAAGUAUUUUAAAUCAGUCUUACCUUAGACUUUUUGUAUAUUAUUGAUGGUAAGUACUAUUUCCCAAAACACCUGUAAAUAGUAAGAAAUAAUACAUACAGUUCUUUUGAAAUGACUUCUUUUUGGUAUUUGUAAUUUGAACAUACUCCUCGUCAGCUAAUUUCCAAGAAUAAAGAAUCUAGAAAAAAUAGUCAAUUUUGAAUGGUAUACAACCAUUUGUAUAUUAGAAGGCUUCGGAAAAAUAAGGGAAACCAACCGCCAAAGAAGCACAUUUUCCACCAAUCGAGCUCUCACACAUUGUCUCAAACAAGACAUUUUGAGAACUGAAAAAGUUGAAUUGAUGAGUCAUCCACCGUACAGACCUGAUUUGGCACCCAGUGACUUUUUUAUUUCCGCACAUCAAAAAUAAAUUACGAAAUCGAUGUUUUUCAACGCCUUGUGAAGUGGUUUAUGUGUUCAAAAUACAUGUUUUGGAGGUACCUCCAUUGGAAUGGAAAAAGUGCUUCAAAAAUUGAUGCGAGCGCAUGCAUAAGUGUAGUGAUCUUUCUGGAGAAUAUUUUGAAAAAUAACAAAGCAGUAUUCGAUGAUUUUUU
Anoplophora glabripennis (Asian longhorned beetle) is the source of this 6270-nucleotide messenger RNA. Its product is annotated as putative 1-phosphatidylinositol 3-phosphate 5-kinase. The record is from RefSeq and is a predicted model, not a curated record. Lineage: Eukaryota; Metazoa; Arthropoda; Insecta; Coleoptera; Cerambycidae. Gene Ontology annotation, biological process: phosphatidylinositol metabolic process; intracellular signal transduction. Bases 99 to 5591 code for a protein of 1830 amino acids. Gene Ontology annotation, molecular function: ATP binding; metal ion binding; 1-phosphatidylinositol-3-phosphate 5-kinase activity. The transcript has 20 exons.